CUCACCUUCCCCGACAACUUCCCCUUCUCGCCGCCCUUCAUGAGGGUGCUCAGCCCCCGCCUGGAGAACGGCUAUGUCCUCGACGGCGGAGCCAUCUGCAUGGAGCUGCUCACCCCCCGCGGCUGGGCCAGUGCCUACACUGUGGAGGCCGUCAUGAGGCAGUUUGCAGCCAGCUUGGUCAAGGGGAAAAAAAAAGGGGGC
Balearica regulorum gibbericeps (East African grey crowned-crane) is the source of this 201-nucleotide messenger RNA. The record is from RefSeq and is a predicted model, not a curated record. Lineage: Eukaryota; Metazoa; Chordata; Aves; Gruiformes; Gruidae.